AUGCACCCCGAAGCCCACGGUAAGCAGAAAGCAGGUAUAAAGGCACUGCAGGCCCAAGAAAGCAGGUAUCAAGGCACUGCAGGCCAUGGCUCACUAAGGGCUGUUGUGUCACUGAGUUUAGUUUAUCUUAAACCUCUUCCUAAUUCUUGUGUUUCUGUCAAAGCUUUUGGUAGUUACACACUUCCAGUUCCUGAUCUGUAUUUAAUUCUGGUUGCUACAAGGAGAGAGUGCGUCCUUUCGCCUUGCAUCAACUCGGGCCGCUUCUUUUUUCCUGCUUGUGGUACUUCUGAAGCAAGUUUCGAACAUAUGAAGGGACAAAACUACCAAUACUGGAAGGAGCUGGCUAGCAUUGAAAUGAAUUCAGGAAAACUGACUAACAAUACGGAAAUAGCAAAGCGUCUCAAUGCCAUUAUUGCUCAGAUAGUGCCGUACCUAUCACAAGAGCACCAGCAGCAGGUUGCUGCUGCGGUAGAGCGUGCAAAGCAAGUCACAAUGACAGAGCUAAACGCCAUUGUCGGGCAACAACAUCCCGGCAUUGCCCACCUCAUGCAACAGAUGCAUGCCCAACAGUUACCUCCUCACGCACAUGCGCCACCGCUGCCUAUGAUGCCACAUGCGGCUGCGAUUGCUGGCCUGCAACCUCCAACACUACCCGCCAGCAGCGCAGCAGGUCUUCUGGCUCUCUCAAGUUCCCUAGCGGGGCCCGCGGCCCACCUAUCUGCGGCUGCCGCCGCUUCCACAGCCUCUUCCUCAUCCUCUUCCUCUAUUAAGGACCACAGGGAAGAGAAGCGGAACUCCAACUCUGUAAAUGACGACCGGCAGGUAAGCAGUUCCUCUUCUCUUUUCUGUUUUCCGUUUUGUGAAGUUAGCAAUUUUUCGUACAACGUAGUCAUAAAUUGCGUUCUUUUAGAGGCAAAUGAAAUAUAAACCACACCCGAUAUAAUAUUUAAGAUGCUUUUCUAGGAAGGCUAACUCAAAAAACUUCAGAGAAACUUCCUUUAAAUUUCAGCGACCAUUUUCUGUCAUUAUGCGUAGUAUGAUUAUGGGAGUUUUGUAACUUUAAUAAUCCUUUUAUAUUUUCCCACAUGGGUUUGCGUAACAUUCUUUUAUUUCUUCGAAAUUUCCCUCACUUUGGAUACUCAUGGAGUUUAAUUAAUGCUUUAAUCUUACGCACAUGGGUAAUUCUAACUUGAAAAGAAAUAUUUUGUUGUAACCGCAACACACUGAAUAUCUGAUGAAUUAGAGCUGACAUGUUAUAAUCCACGAUGUGGCCGAGAAAGCACUUAAUGGAAAUAUCUUGAAUUACGAGGUAGCGCAGCUUCAUUCUUCAUUUUAAAUAAAACACGCCCGAUUUGAUUAAAGAGCAGUCGUUCAGAUAUGACAUACGUUUUGAAAAUGCCAAGUACAAAGUGACACUUUGUACUUUGAAAAUGCCAAGUACAAAGGAAUUUUCUCCUUUCUCACUGCGUUUCUUCUUGGAAUACUAGGAAGCAUGUGAGAUUGGCAAACAAAAGAUUCGGAGUUUAAAUUGCUGUGUAGAUAUCGUUGAAGUUUUACGUUUCUGGCUUCAGAAAAAUUCUACAUCACUCUACAAGAGGCAGCAGAACUGAAAUGGGAAGAACGAUAAUUCGCCGCCAUUUGGAUUUGGCGAUUGAGUCCCCCUUCACUCCAGUCGCUCUUUAAAUAACGAAGAAUAUAAGGAGGAAGAUAGAAAAAUACAAAAUGAGGAACGUUAGCUUUCUUAAAUGGAAUUAAAGUCAUUAACUGAAACCGACUGAGUCUGAUGAAAGAAAGAAACUAGAAGGAAAUAUUUAAGGAAUAGAUAUUAGGACAGACGCUUAUUUUAAAAUAUAAAUUAUUUAUUAAAUAAAAAUCAAGGAAAAGGUAAACAAAUUACCCUUUCAUUUUCUGUGUCCAGAACUUUCGUAUUUUUUAAACCUAAACAGCUGGAAAAAAAUGUGUUUAUCUAGGUCUCAAAUGUAUUAUAACCAUGUUGCAGGCAUAAAAUGGUCUGUAGAAUAUGCAUAAAUUAAAGUCUGUUUUCAGUUUUUGUA
This is a messenger RNA of Stegodyphus dumicola, 2054 nucleotides long. Its product is annotated as transducin-like enhancer protein 4. Gene Ontology annotation, biological process: regulation of DNA-templated transcription; negative regulation of canonical Wnt signaling pathway. The record is from RefSeq and is a predicted model, not a curated record. Gene Ontology annotation, molecular function: transcription corepressor activity; protein binding. Gene Ontology annotation, cellular component: nucleus; transcription regulator complex. Lineage: Eukaryota; Metazoa; Arthropoda; Arachnida; Araneae; Eresidae.